AUGGCACGGCUACUCUUUUGCUAUGGCCUUUGCGCUGUGCCUGCUGCCACGUGUGGAGGAGAUCUCGGAGCUCCAGGCUGCCUGCGCGCCCUUGGCAGCAACCCAGGAUUUUGUGCGGCUAGGGCCAAGACGAGCAUCGUCGAGGGCCUUGAGCCGGAGUCGGCGGCUUGCAUCCGCCCCUGCCCUCCAGAUGCGAGGACGGAAAUGGCCAAAUUCUUUGGCCACAUGGAGCGAGCUCCGAGAUACUUGUCAGACACCGAUGCUACAAAUCUCUUCGAGUCCGGGAAGAACUUCUUCAAUCACUUCGGAGCUCUGACCAGAAUGAGCUUGAGGCUGCAGAAGCAGGAGUUUCUGCUCCGACCAAAACUACACGUCUUGACUCAUUUUCUGAUGGACCUGAAAAGGUACAGAACAAAUCCGCGAAUGUUUCAUUGCUAUGUCGACGAGGACAGCAUGGGCCUACUCAAACGUAUCUGCUUGAAAGCACAUGUCCGGCAUCGCAAUUUGCAUCUCAUGAGAUGCGCCAAAUUGAGGCUUCGGGCUAUGAAAAGACUGAUGCCUCGGCUCAACCGUGUGGCCGGUGUGCGAGCGAAGAAGAAGCGAUGA
Molecule: messenger RNA, 606 nt
Organism: Symbiodinium sp. CCMP2592
Lineage: Eukaryota; Dinophyceae; Suessiales; Symbiodiniaceae
Source: the annotation of a GenBank genome assembly